Lolium perenne is the source of this 973-nucleotide messenger RNA. RefSeq names its product flavin-containing monooxygenase FMO GS-OX-like 4. The record is from RefSeq and is a predicted model, not a curated record. Lineage: Eukaryota; Viridiplantae; Streptophyta; Magnoliopsida; Poales; Poaceae. Gene Ontology annotation, molecular function: N,N-dimethylaniline monooxygenase activity; NADP binding; flavin adenine dinucleotide binding.
UCGACUGGUCCACACGAAGACGAACGCAACGCACCAAGGACCGCAGGCCAUCAGCAGGUUUUCCAACUUUUCUCCCCAGCCUGCUCCCAUGCCAUCGCGCUCGCUCCACGUCGCCGUCAUCGGCGCGGGCGCCGCCGGCCUGGUGGCGGCUCGCGAGCUGCGGCGCGAGGGCCACGACCCCGUCGUCUUCGAGCGCGGCACCGGCGUGGGCGGCAACUGGCUCUACCAUCCGGCCGCCUCGGCGGACCCGCUCGGCGCCGGCGGCGUCCAGUCCAGCCUGUACGCGUCCCUCCGUAUCAACCUUCCCCGUGAGUGCAUGGGCUUCCUCGACUUCCCCUUCGUCGCCGACGCCGGGGCCAUGAGCUCCUACUCCGACGACCCGCGCCGGUUCCCGGGGCACGAGGAGGUGCUCCGGUACCUGCAGGAGUUCGCGCGGCGGUUCGAUCUCCUCGGGCUGAUCCGGCUCCAGACCGAGGUGGUCAGCGUCCGCAGGGACGACGCGAGCGCGGGCUGGAAGUUGUCGUACCGCUCGUCGAGGAAGCUCCCCGGAGGAGGCGGCGAAGAAGUAGAGGAAGAGGUGUUCGACGCCGUCGUUGUCUGCAACGGCCACUCGGACGAGCCGCGCCUCGCUGACAUCGCAGGUAUCGAGGGUUGGCCUGGGAAGCAGAUGCACAGCCGCAACUACCGUGUGCCCGACCCAUUCCACGGCCAAGUUGUGGUGAUAGUAGGAUAUGCGCCAAGUGGACUCGACAUUUCCAGGGACAUUGUUGGUGUCGCCAAAGAGGUCCAUGUAGCGCACCGGUCGCCCGCUACCUCUGAAACGCAGAGCACUGCCCAUGCCAACUUGUGGCUUCAUCCCAUGAUCCAGCGUGCAGAGGAAGAUGGCAGUGUGGUGUUCCAAGACGGCGGCCGGCACUACGGGAAAACACUACGUUGCCGUGCGACCAAUCGCACGACAUUGCCGUGCGCCUGA